Phytophthora nicotianae INRA-310 is the source of this 303-nucleotide messenger RNA. RefSeq lists its product as hypothetical. The record is from RefSeq and is a predicted model, not a curated record. Bases 1 to 303 code for a protein of 100 amino acids. The transcript has a single exon. Lineage: Eukaryota; Oomycota; Peronosporomycetes; Peronosporales; Peronosporaceae.
AUGGUGACCUUUCAGAUCACAACGAAAAAGAAGACGACUGGUCAUGAGCGGGAGUUCAUUAAGAUCAGUAUUCCUCGCUUUAGUGGAGGGACAGCGCAAGGUUGGCUGCUCUUGAUUAAGCAAUUUGAGCACAUUUGUGAGUUGAAGAAGUGGACUUCGGAGGAGAAGGCUCUGCAUUUGAACAUAGUGCUGGACGAUGAAGCACUGAACUCUUUGAAGGUGGCUUCGGAAAGUGUCAAUGUUGACGACAAGAGUGAGUUCGAGACUGUUUAUAAGACGUGGGGAGCCCAGCAUGUACCAUGA